Molecule: messenger RNA, 1807 nt
Organism: Cornus florida
Lineage: Eukaryota; Viridiplantae; Streptophyta; Magnoliopsida; Cornales; Cornaceae
Product: aspartic proteinase A1-like
Exons: 14
Coding region: 160-1683 (507 amino acids)
Biological process (GO): proteolysis; lipid metabolic process
Molecular function (GO): aspartic-type endopeptidase activity
Source: RefSeq, a predicted model, not a curated record
CAAGUGUCAAACUGGGUGCGGCCUUUGUGUUUCUCAGUCUCUGCUUUUUAUUUGGUUACAAACAAACAAGGCACAUUCCUGAUUUUGUGGACUCUCAGCUUCUUCUACUGCUCUCUGUAACAAGCUCAUCAAGUCUUUGUUGCUGAGAAUUCUCGGAACAUGGGGCGUGAACACUUUUUGGUGGCUUUCUGUUUAUGGGCUUUGACAUGCUCUUUACUUCCGGCUUCAUCCGAUGCCUUAACGAGGAUCGGUUUGAAGAAGCGGAGCUUGGAUCUUCAAAGCAUUAAUGCUGCUAGAAUGGCGAGAAUGAAAACCAAAAAUGCAAAGGGUGUGAAAGUGAUGCAUAAUAAUUUGACGGAUUCGGAUGUAGAUAUAGUAGUCUCUCUCAAGAACUAUUUGGAUGCACAAUACUACGGAGAGAUUGCUAUCGGUUCACCUCCCCAGAAAUUCAGUGUCAUAUUUGACACUGGCAGCUCCAAUCUAUGGGUUCCAUCAUCAAAAUGUCAUCUUUCUAUUGCUUGCUUAUUCCAUUCCAAGUACAAGGCUAUGCGGUCCAGUACAUAUACUAAAAUUGGAAACUCUUGUGAAAUACAUUACGGAUCAGGAUCAAUUUCGGGCUUCUUCAGUCAAGAUAAUGUUGGAGUUGGUGAUCUUGUAGUCGAAGAUCAAGUUUUCAUCGAGGCUACACGAGAAGGACUUCCGUUUGUAGUGGCAAAGUUUGAUGGGAUACUCGGGCUUGGAUUCCAGGAAAUUUCAGUUGGCAAUGCAACUCCUGUCUGGUACAACAUGGCGGAACAAGGUAUUUUAAGUGACGAUGUAUUCUCGUUUUGGCUUAAUCGGGAUCCGGAAGCAAAAGAGGGAGGUGAGAUUGUUUUUGGUGGUGUUGAUGAAAAACACUACAAGGGGAAGCAUACUUACGUACCUGUUACUCAAAAGGGUUACUGGCAGUUUGAAAUGGGAGAUGUUUCUAUCGGGAACUAUUCAACAGGCUUUUGUGAGGAGGGCUGUGCUGCUAUUGUGGAUUCCGGAACUUCCUUGCUCACCGGUCCAACUCCUAUUGUGACCGAGAUCAACCAUGCCAUUGGAGCAGAAGGAAUCAUGAGCAUGCAAUGCAAAGAAGUCGUUUCUCAGUAUGGAGAAUUGAUAUGGCAGCUAUUAUUAUCAGGGGUGCAACCCGACAAAAUAUGUUCACGGAUUGGUUUAUGUUUCUUCAAUGGGACUCACUCUGUGAGAGCUAAUAUUGAAACAGUAGUGGAAAAGGAAAAUGAGGGAAUUUCAGCUGGGGACAGUGCUCUGUGCACGGCUUGUCAGAUGACCGUUGUUUGGAUCCAGAACCAGAUGAGACAAGAGAUAACGAAGGAUAAAGUGCUGAACUACGUGAAUCAGCAGUUGUGUGAGAGCCUACCGAGUCCGAUGGGAGAAUCAGUGAUCAAUUGUAACAGCAUUUCGAAAAUGCCAAAUGUUACAUUCACCAUUGGAGACAGAGCUUUCAACCUCACACCAGAUCAGUACAUUCUUAAAUCUGGAGAAGGUGUGGCCACUGUCUGCCUCAGUGGAUUUAUUGCUUUGGAUGUGCCUCCUCCUCGCGGUCCUUUAUGGAUCCUUGGAGAUGUAUUCAUGGGUGUGUAUCAUACAGUGUUUGACUAUGGUAACCUCCGAGUCGGCUUUGCUGAAGCUGCUUAGUCUCUCAGUUGCUGCAAAUAACACCUAGAGGUUCUGUAUGUUGUGUGAAGUGUGAACUGCUUAGUCUCUCUCAUUGUACACUAUCCAUAUAUUUGUGAUUACUAUCAUGAAGAGAUGUUAUACU